Messenger RNA from Anguilla anguilla (European eel), 9228 nucleotides. RefSeq names its product receptor-type tyrosine-protein phosphatase eta-like. The coding region runs from base 376 to 6660 and encodes 2094 amino acids. The record is from RefSeq and is a predicted model, not a curated record. Gene Ontology annotation, biological process: protein dephosphorylation; angiogenesis. Gene Ontology annotation, molecular function: cadherin binding; protein tyrosine phosphatase activity. The transcript is spliced from 34 exons. NCBI's taxonomy places the organism in Eukaryota, Metazoa, Chordata, Actinopteri, Anguilliformes, Anguillidae.
GAGAGUGAAGAAAUGUCGCGUAACGUACGUUUUAAUGGCACGAGUUGCUAAAAUUAGAGAUUAGCGGGAAAGGCGGAUCACCGGCUUUCAUAAAACAGUCACUAAUGUGACGCCUAUGGGCAGUUUUCACUCCACCCAGAAAAUGCAAAGUCGGAGAAAACUUUCUUCCUCCUUUGAACUCUUCUGCCCAGAGUUGUGUAGUUGUGCGAGCAGCGCAGCUAUAUAUAACACGUCUUAUCUGUUUAGAAGAAAAAAGUGUGCGAUAUAUCUCGCGCGGGAGAAAGUAGAAGAAGAAGUAGGCGAAAGCGUGAAGGCAAUCGACAUGCCAGGGCGAAUCUAAGUUAUUCGUGUAACUUUCACAAGCUGUCCUGCAUCAUGAGGCGACCACAGUCAGUCGAAACGGUGUCUUUAAAGACACUUCUCGUUAUGCUCGUAUUUUUGAAGGUCUCAAAGGGGGUGCUAGGCUGCACUGGAUGUACAUUUAAUAAAACAAUAUCAACAUCUGAAAUAAUCAUAUCUGGGGCAAGCGACUGUACAAUGAGCUCUUCGGCGGUACUCCAAAGAAAUACUCCAAAGGGCAAGGACCUCCAUGUGUCAGGACUAGUGCCUGGAAGAUCAUACGACUUAACGUUGAACUGUCCUAUCGAAUGCUGCAUACAGUUUACAACAAAACCUGAUGUCAUCAGGGGUCUCACCUUCUCUCAAAUCACCACGUCAUCUGUGCGUCUGAGCUGGACUGCACCUCAAGGAAAUAGCUCAUUUUAUAGAGUAGGGUGGAAUAACAGCGCUGUAUCUAUGAAUAUAACCACCAAUGAAACGUCUGUGGACAUAACCGGUCUGACCGCUGGAGCUCAGUACACCUUUUAUAUUGUUGCGGUCGCUGAAGACAGGCUUUCUGAGGGAGGCUCUGUCAAUGAGACGCAGUACACAAGACCCAAUGUCAUCAAGAGCCUCUCUGUCACUCACGUCACCACGGAAACUGUGUCUUUGAGCUGGACUGAGCCGGAGGGAAAUUGCUCAUUUUAUAGAGUAGAGUGGGAUGACAACACUGUACCUAUGAAUAAAACCACCAAUGAAACGUCUGUGGACAUAACCGGUCUGACCGCUGGAGCUCAGUAUGUGUUCAGAGUUGUUGCGGUUGCUGCAGAUAAUCAAACUGCGGGAGAUUCUGUCAGUGAGACUCAGUACACAAGACCUGAUGUCAUCAGGAACCUCUCUGUCACUCACAUCACCACGGAAACUGUGUCUUUGAACUGGACUGAGCCGGAGGGAAAUAGCUUGUUUUAUAGAGUAGAGUGGGAUGACAGCACUGUAUCUGUGAAUAAAACCACAGAACAAACGUCUGUGGUCAUAACCGGUCUAACCGCUGGAGCUCAGUAUGUGUUCAGAGUUCUUGCAGUUGCUGCAGAUAAUCAAACUGCAGGAGAUUCUGUCAAUAAGACUCAGUACACAAGACCUGAUGUCAUCAGGAACCUCUCUGUCACUCACUUCACCACGGAAACUGUGUCUUUGAACUGGACUGAGCCGGAGGGAAAUAGCUCGUUUUAUAGAGUAGAGUGGGAUGACAACACUGUACCUGUGAAUAAAACCACCAAUGAAACGUCUGUGGUCAUAACCGGUCUAACCGCUGGAGCUCAGUAUGUGUUCAGAGUUCUUGCAGUUGCUGCAGAUAAUCAAACUGCAGGAGAUUCUGUCAAUAAGACUCAGUACACAAGACCCAAUGUCAUCAAGAACCUCUCUGUCACUGACGUCACCACGGCAACUGUGUCUUUGAACUGGACUGAGCCGGAGGGAAAUAGCUCAUUUUAUAGAGUAGAGUGGGAUGACAACACUGUAUCUAUGAGUAAAACCACCAAUGAAACGUCUGUGGUCGUAACCGGUCUGACUGCUGGAGCUCAGUAUGUGUUCAGAGUUCUUGCAGUUGCUGCAGAUAAUCAAACUGCAGGAGGUUCUGUCAGUGAGACUCAGUACACAAGACCUGAUGUCAUCAGGAACCUCUCUGUCACUCACGUCACCACAGAAACUGUGUCUUUGAACUGGACUGAGCCGGAGGGAAAUAGCUCAUUUUAUAGAGUAGGGUGGAAUAACAGCACUGUAUCUGUGAAUAAAACCACCGAACAAACGUCUGUGGUCAUAACCGGUCUGACCGCUGGAGCUCAGUAUGUGUUCAGAGUUGUUGCGGUUGCUGCAGAUAAUCAAACUGCGGGAGAUUCUGUCAGUAAGACUCAGUACACAAAACCUGAUGUCAUCAGCAACCUCUCUGUCACUCACGUCACCACGGAAACUGUGUCUUUGAGCUGGACUGCGCCGCAGGGAAAUAGCUCAUUUUAUAGAGUAGAGUGGGGUGAGAGCACUGUAUCUAUGAGUAAAACCACCAAUGAAACGUCUGUGGUCAUAACCGGUCUGACCGCUGGAGCUCAGUAUGUGUUCAGAGUUGUUGCGGUUGCUGCAGAUAAUCAAACUGCAGGAGGUUCUGUCAGUGAGACUCAGUACACAAGGCCAGAGAAAGUGGUGAUUGUGUCUAAGCAAACAGGAAAUAGCAGCCUGGGCAUUGCCUGGGAACAGCUAGGGAAGGCCAGUGCUACCUCUUAUGAGGUAAACCUGAACCUGACAAACUCUGCCCCCCAAAUUCAAAAAAAUCUAAGUACAACUGGAAUGGAAGCCAACAUUUCUGGAUUGAGCCCCGGGAGGAUCUACGACAUUACUGUGACUUCAGUCGCUGGAUCUUUCAAAAACACUUCUGACAUUUUCCAAUUUGCCACUAAACCCAACCCACCUCAAUCCAUUAAAACAAAUCAAACAAAUUACUCCAUCUCAGUCACAUGGAAGACCCCUCUGGGCAUGGAUGGACUUACGGGGAUCAGCUACAACAUCAGCUACCAGAGCCGCAGUGAUUGGAACCACAUCAGUGUUUCAGAGAACAAUGUCACCCUCUCCCCCCUGUCCCCCGGGACAGAAUACAGCAUUACCCUGGAGACUAUGGGACCUCAGAACCUGAGAAGCACAAGUGUCCACCUUCCUGUGUACACUGCACCUGACUCUCCAUCAGAUGUGAAGGCUGUUGGUACUACGACGAAUAUGACUGUGACCUGGAGUUCAAGUGGGGGCAGUUCCUACAAUGUUACGAUCUGCAAUAGCAGUGCUGUGCAGAUAGACAGCAGAACUGUGCCAUCCGUUCAGCCAGUGUUGUUCUCCAAUCUGAGGCCGGGACGGCUGUACAACGUUAGUGUCUUUGUCCUCAGUGGGCCCCACCAGAAGUCAGAAAUGAUAACAAAUGCAACAUAUCCUAAUCCACCUAAAGCCAUUAAAGUGGUGGAGCAGACCACUGGAUCCAUUAACAUCAGCUGGGGCAGACCACUGGACAUGGACCUGGGCCAGUAUAGCUUCACUGUGUUCAUAUCCAGUCCCAACCUAAUGACUGCAGACAACUGGACUCGCUUGGAUAACCUUACAUCUGGAACCCCCUAUAACAUCUCCGUGGUCACCGUGGGACCAUUGGGAUACCAGAGCAUGCCAGUCCGCAUAUUAGCCACCACCAGGCCCUAUCCUGUGAGGCAGCUGCGGGGAGCAGCGAUCAAUACAUCCAGUAUCUUGCUGAUUUGGGAUCAGCUGGAACCAAAGGACGGUUAUACGUACAACGUCACAGUGGCAUACCCCAACGGCACCCUGAAAAAACUAAGAGUGAACAGUACCACUGUGCACAUAGGUGGACUGCAGUCAGGGUACAAUCACACUUUCACCAUCACAACCCUGGCAGCCGAUGGCACCGCAGCCGACCCUUGGUCCAUCAGUUUAUUCACAAAGCCUGAUCCCAUUGGGGGAUUAAAGGCUGUCACGCUGAACACCACCACUGUGUACCUGAACUGGACUCGACCUCAGGGGACCCAGUCUGACUACUCUUACAGGGUGGAGACCACUGGGUGCACAUCUGCCCCAAAGAACCAAUCGGAGAACAGGGAGAGUGCUUAUGUCACAGAUCUGAGAUCAGGGUCCAACUGCACCUUCACAGUGUAUUCCCGGGUUGGGAAGGACACUGAGGGAAAGCCCGUUUCAACCUCUCAAUACACAAAGCCUGAGAAACUAACACCCACAGUUUCACCCGGAGGCAAUGAUUCCAUCACCGUGUCAUGGCAAACUCCCAAAGGCACCGUAGAAAAGUAUGUGGUAAACUUGACCAGCAGUGAUGGCGAGAGCUCAACACAGGAACUGAGCUCCACUGUCCGGUCUCACAAGUUCUCUGGCCUGAUGGCUGCGGAGGUGUACUCCGUGAAGCUGAAUACGAUCAGUGGGCCCUUCACUGAAGAAUCGGAGCCGGUUUCAAACGCAACCUAUCCAAACCAGCCUGGACAAAUCACAUUAAAGGAGAGGACCACCAACUUCAUGUUCUUAGAAUGGGGUGAAGCCCCUGGCAAUGGCUCUUUCAACUACAGUGUGUUCUACCUGCCAGCUGCCAACACCACCAUCACCCAACACUGUAACACUGUCAAUCUGUCAGACCUGGCACCUGGGACCGCCUACAACAUCUCCGUCUCCACUGUUGGUCCACUGGGCUUCACCAGCCUGCCAGUCCGGAUCCAGGUCACAACUAGACCAGAGAGUGUUCGAUCUCUUGAAGUGAAUUCAACAUCUGCAGAAGAGAUCACUGUACAGUGGGAAGCUACCAGAUACCGCUACAAAGUGGCUGCAGCAAACUCCUCAGAUGAAACGGACCAGACACAUUAUCGAGUGAGGAAUCUCACUCCUGGAACUCAGUACACUGUCAACGUAACAACGCUGGCAUGUGAUGGGACAGAGGGAAUCCAGAAAUCUGUGACAAACUGCACAGACGCGGCUCCAGUGACUGAUCUGAGCUGCAAGGGGCCCAACCAGACUGAUGCCGUGCUCGUGCUCUCAUGGUCGAAACCCAGGGGCGCCAACCUAGGGUUCGAGGUUCUUCUGGACAACAGCAGGAGUCCGGAACAGACCAACAGCAGCUCCCACAACGUGACAGAUCUCUUUUACAACACUGAGUACAAUGUGAUGGUCUGGACCCUCGGUUGUGGGAAAAAAAGUGUAGUCACUGAGAAGGUCUGCAAGACGGGUAUCACAGCUCCGCCUGCUCCUGACACUGCGGACGUGUCCAUCACUGAAAAGGAGCACGACAAAUUUACUCUGCGACUGAGCCGCGCCCUCUUCAAUGAGACCCAUGGCCCAAUCGUGAACUACGGCGUACUGGUGACGUCAGAUCGGCGGAGCCUGUCUGUCGAAAAUAAUUCUUUGCUGAAGACCUACUUAAAUAAAACCUACGAUAAAUGGACAGAAGGGAGCACCACUACAUACCUGGCCAUUUUAAAGGAUUCUGAGAGCAGAAAACGUAAUAGUGGAAAUGACCUUGUUGUUGUCGUGGGAGAUGGCACUAAGUUUGGCCUGUAUCGCAAUGGACCACUUACAUCUAAAACGUACAGUUUUGCUGUUGUUACCUUUACCUAUCUGGAAAUAAAAGACAAACUGGUGUCUAUUGAGAAAUCCUUCUUCUCCAUAUCCAAGUUUUAUAAAGAAGAAAUAAGCCUACCAGUAAAUCCAGUGGUCGUCGGUGGUGCUGUAGGCGGAACUCUUGGAGCUCUGCUGAUCCUUUUCUUGGCGACAGUGAUUGCAGCUGUCUGCUGGAAAAAACUUUCCGAAGGAAAAUCUUCAGAUGUCCCUAUUUACUCUAUGAGAGCAAAAGUGAGUGUUCCUGUGAAAGUGGAGAACUACGAGGCUUACUACAAGCAGCACCGGGCGGAUUCCAACUGUGGCUUUGCUGAGCAAUUUGAGAAUCUGAAACCCGUGGGCGUGGCUCAGGCCAAGGCCUAUGCAAUAAUCCCGGAGAACAAAGGAAAGAAUCGCUACAACAACGUUCUGCCCUACGAUUCUUCACGCGUCAAACUGUCAGUCAAUGGAACCCCGCAUGAUGAUUACAUCAAUGCCAACUACAUGCCGGGCUACAACUCCAGAAAGGAGUUCAUUGCAGCGCAAGGUCCUCUGCCCAGCACAUUGAACGAGUUCUGGAGGAUGAUCUGGGAGAAGAACGUUCACACUGUGGUGAUGCUGACAAGAUGCAAUGAGCAGGGACGGGUGAAAUGCGAACAGUACUGGCCCUCUGGGACCCAACAAUACGGCAACAUUGCGGUGAAGACCGCCUCUGACAUCCGUCUGGAAGACUGGACUAUACGGGACUUCAGUGUAAAGAAUCUGAAGACGGCGGAGACCCGCAACGUUCGCCAGUUCCACUUCACAGCCUGGCCGGACCACGGGGUUCCCGAAACCACAGAGCUGCUCAUCAAUUUCAGGCACCUGGUGAGAGAGCACAUGGACCAGUACUCCCUCUACUCCCCGACUGUGGUGCACUGCAGUGCCGGAGUAGGGCGAACAGGAACCUUCAUCGCCAUAGAUCGGUUGAUCUUCCAGAUUGAACACGACAGCAUUGUGGACGUGUACGGCGUCGUCCACGACCUGCGCAUGCACAGACCCCUCAUGGUCCAGACAGAGGACCAGUAUGUUUUCCUAAACCAGUGUGCCCUGGACAUCAUCAGGUCUAGGACUGGGACCAACGUGGACCUCAUCUACCAGAACACAGCGGCACUGUCCAUUUAUGAGAACUUUGAACCAAUGAAGCCAAAAAAUGGCUACCACAAUGCCUAACCAAUGCCCCUGUUUUCACUGAGGCCAUUAUUUCAAAAAGGGAAAUUCUUACACAGAUGGUGAUUGUUAUAUUUAUUUUUCAACUCUAUUGGAGAGUACGUCGACAGAGACUACUGUUUUGAAUUCUUGUAUAAUUACAUUUCAGGUAAGCAUGAGAUCAUUUUACAAGUCAAAACAAAGUGACAAUGAAAAUGCACUGUUGAAAAAGGGUUCAUCCUGACUGAAAGUUUGGAAAAUAUGAAUGAACAUGGAGUUUGUGGAAAGAUAUUUUUACGGUGAUAUACUUUUGCUACAUUCCAACAUGGUCGUCAUACUAGAGAUGAUAUGCUUGAUAUCAUGGUGUGCAAUCCAUAAUCUUUAGUUGUAUAUAUCCUAUUCUGCUGAAAAAAUAUUUUUUUGAAAAAUAUUGAUUUGCCAAGGUAUCAUUCUCAGGAUAUAGUGUAUUUUUUGCCGCCUGUCAUGAGAUAUGUCACGCCUCUAUUAAAAGAGGAUUUUAUCAGAUGCUGUUAAAACAUUUCAAGUGAAGGUUUCUGUGUGCUUUCUCUAGCACAUAUUUCUAUGUCAGAGAUUAUGUAAUUAUGAGAUUAAUUUAUAUAUUUUCCAUUAAAAAUGCUUAUAAGGUCAGCAUUUAAUUUCAGUUCAGACUGUAGCUCCUCUUUUGUGUGCACUGUAACCCUGUGGAAAGUAGAUCCCUUGACAGUAGAUCCCCACUGGCACAGCCUUCUGUCAGGCCUAGAUGGAAGGAGUACUGCUGUCACAUUCCACCACAAAGCCUCCAUCAUACCAAAACAAUGAAGUCCAAACCAAUUUAAGGUCUCAUAUAUCAGGACUUGGGGGGGUAGAACAAGGACGCACUCAGUGUGUCAUUGAUGCGUAGCACCAUGAGUGCUAAUAGUGGAGAGUCUUCAGAUCGCUAAACAUGUUUGAGUGUGAGUGACUGAGUGAGUUACACGCCAGGUCCAUGAGGUGCCUCACAUCUAAAAAUAUAAUUUAACUUGAAAGGCCUCGUGCCUAUGGCAUGUGCAGAGACGCUGUAGACAGUGAUAAAAGCCAAGCCUGAAAAUGAAAGUGUAUUGAAAUGAAUACUAGAGCUGACUGCUCUGUACAAAGCUACUGUAGUGUCCGUGCUUUUUUCUGAGGUCUAUUGAGCAAAAGGCAUUGACAGCACUGCUCCCACGAAUGCACUGGCUGCAUUAAAUUUUUUUAGCCUCUUUUUCUUUGUAAUUGUGUAAAAAAAAGUGUAACGUUUUGCAAUGCAAGGGUAAGAUGUAAUGAAUAUGGAUGAAGUGCAGUGACUGCUGUUAUGUGCUAUUGAAAUAUGAAUCCCCAUUUGUGCAAUAUCACAUGUAUCUUGCCUUGUUGCUUUCUUUUUUGUAAUUGAAUUGAAUUGAAUUGAAAUUGCUAAGCCCCGUGCAUCUGUCAUAUAGCAAUCAUAAGCCAUGUGGUUAUGACAUGAGAUCAUGGGCUAUAACCCUAUACUUACUGUUACCUUUAUUGCCUGUAAUCCAUAAAUUCCAAAGUAUGGAAAAUAGCCAAGGAAGAGCAGCAGGAAGUCUGUGGUGUUGAAAUCUGGUUGGCUGACAGUAAUGAGAAUAAACCAGGGAUAGAUUUUUGAGCUGUAAAACUUGUAGGAUGACAGCAAAAUAUCAAGUGUUAAAUCAACAGUGCAUUUCACACCCGUUGAACUCUUAUAGAGUGAAUUUAGUACUUAAUGGGCUAGUUUCACAGAUGUAGGUUAAGUUUAGUCCUGUACUAAAUUGAGUUUUGUGUGGAGAAUCUUAUUUCUUAUUUUCCACAGUUUCACAGAGAUAAAAUGACUGAAGAAAUUAAAAAAUAGAUCUCACACAAGGAAUUGGUAUAAUGACUAAAUUGGGGAGAAAAUGGCAAAAAUAAAUAAAAUAAAAAUAGAUCUCAAUCCGGGCGAACCUACAGCACUCCCGAAUCUUGGUUUAGUCCUUGUAGCAGGAAAACUUGAACUUUUUUAACAUAGAAAACCCAUAACAAAUGGUUCUCAGAAAUGUGGGCAUGUGGUUUGUAGAGCAAUAACUCUUGCCCUCAGAUAUAUUUAAAUAUUUUUGAAAAAGUUGUUUCCAUUAAACUGUUUCCAUUUUUUUGUUCCACACUGUUAUGAGAAGGGAUUGACCAUGUGGUUCAUAAAAGAUUUAUUUCCUGUACUUGUUGAAUAUGUGAAUUUCAAUGAUGAAACAAUUGUCAUCAUGCCUUUCAUGCCACUAUUUCAAAAGUAUUUCUACUUUUUUAUGACUUGUGUUGCUCACACACUUCCAUUUCUGUUGUUUUACUAGUGUUUGUAAAUUAGAUAUUAAUUUUAUUCCUUAUUCAAAGUCUUAAUGUAAUUCUGUUCAAAAUGUAUAAUGCAGGCAGGUACAAUAUGAAAUGUUAGACAUGUCUAUGCAGUCUGGGAUUUUAAAAAAUGUUGCACUUUUAAAAAGUGUGUGUGUGUGUGUGUGUGUACACAUGUGCUUGUGUGAGAUAGGGAGAGAAUUUGAAAAUAAAAAGUGCUGAUACUAUACAUUUGAUUAUUAAAUAAAUCUAUGCAUUCUAAAGAUA